Cydia strobilella is the source of this 4066-nucleotide messenger RNA. RefSeq lists its product as uncharacterized. The transcript is spliced from 5 exons. Lineage: Eukaryota; Metazoa; Arthropoda; Insecta; Lepidoptera; Tortricidae. The coding region runs from base 172 to 870 and encodes 232 amino acids. The record is from RefSeq and is a predicted model, not a curated record.
UUGACGGGAAGGUUGUGUGAUUUUGAGUUUUGAUUUGGAUUUUGUUUCGUAGUCUAAUUUCGUUUAUUUUCCUGGUUAUCAAAUAAAAUAGUUGCAACUUAUAUUUACAUAGACGCCAGUAGUAAAUACAUAUUUUUGUGAGUGCUGUAAACGUAGUAACUUGACGGCAAAAUGCAAGAAACCGUUACAACCUCGACGGAGCGUAAAUCUUUGUUGUCUUCGUUCCUGGAUGUGCUGGAGGCGCAAGGCAAAGCAGCCCAGGCGGAGCGGCAGCUCCAGGAGGAACGCUACAGACGCCGUACGCAAAGGAUCUACGAAUACCACGACCGACAACGACGCGAGGUAGUGGAACUGCGCCGCUGUCUGGACUAUGUGUCGCAGCACGCCCAUGUCCUGGAAACAGUGCUACGUGGAGCAGGCACCUCUGGCAGUGAUGAGGUCUCAUUGAGUGCUCACUUGGUUAAGCAAGCGGCGGGUCUCCAGCGCUGCAUGGCGCAAUGUGUCGCCAACGCGGCCACUAUACGCUCCGCCCUGGCUUCUACCCACCAGCCUGUUAUGGAUGCCAUGCUCGCCAAAAUGGAAGCAGAGUUGCGAUCGUGGACGGCGUUCCUGCACCGAGCUGUCGACGCCACCUACAACUCCGAGAUCGUCAUAGACAACCUGCACAAUAUGAUCGCGGAGCAGCGUCGCUACGUGCGCGAUGUAACUUCAAGCAGCGUGUUCACAGCGCUAUGCGCAGAGGCGGACGGAGAACCGAGUGCGAGCGAGACCGCGAGCGCGAGCGCGGGUACGGAAGCGGAAGCGGACCGCACGCCGCGCUCGCCCCUCGAGCGCCGCCCGUCCUCUUGCAGCACGCCUUUGCACAACUAGCGAGUAACUUGCUUCAUACUAUCAUACUCCACUGUUCCCGUGUCGGCGACAAAAAUGAUGCAUGAACUCCGGUCACAAAACACCGCGCUGCAUCGUCGAAACAUCCGUGAAAAACAAUUGAAUUGUGUAGCCUUUAGGUAAGGCCACCCAAUGCGACGCACGCUACGCACAAAUGGACAAACUCAUAAAAAUUGUCUAAACGCGUGUAGCGUGCGCUGCUGCAGAAGUGUUGAUCUUAAUUCCCGUGCGGUGCGAGUUGCCGAACAACGUUUCCGCCUGUACUCUUAACUCGUAAGCCGCGUAUAGCUGUGAUGGGAUGUAUCUGCUCAAAGCUACAGUAUUGCUAGCCUUGGCGUCUAAAUUAUAUUUUUAUGAUUUUGUAAUCGCCUGACUGUGCUAUAUAUAGCUGGACGUGGCUCCAGUACAAACCGCACUGCCUUAGCGUGUGUUCAUCGCCGAAAGUUCGUGUUCGUUCGUUGUUCAGAUCUUAUAGAUGUCGUGUCGUGUUAUAAAAAUAUUGAAUGUUUAGAAGCUUUAUCGUUCGCGCUCGAAGCGCUUGUCGCCAAGCGCGCGGAGACUUUGGUCUACUACAUUUUUAUGGCGUUAUUCAUAAACGCGCUACAAGCCUGUAUUAGCUAUGAAUCGUUUGUCUUUAUCUGUCGUUUUGUAAGAAAGGGACAAAACAUAAUUUAACUAAAUCAGGCCCGUAAAGUUUUAUGAAUACUACAAGUUCUAACUAAAGUAGAAAGUGUUCGUUUCGUUAAGGAAGUGAAAAUAGGUUGAUACAUCGGUAUAGUUUUGUCUAAGCAACUUCAAAGCACUGCGUGCUUGGCAUCGAUGGCGCUCAGCGCAUCCAUCAUGAAUUGAAGAAAUUAAACAAUUUUUAAUCUAUGAAAUUUUGAGAAUUGUAAUGUUAUAUAAUAUACGCAAUUUUAAUGUUAUGCUUGUUCCCUAUGAAAUUUAUGCGUUAUUAUAUUGAAAUAUAUGCAUUAAGUUCGUUGUAAGACACGUUUUCGAUACUUUUACAAUAAUAUCGAGCAGCCGAUCUGGUCGGGAGUGUUCUUUUUGCCUUUUUUGAACGUUUUUUGUGUCCUAUUGGUAACUUAACUAAUAGGUAACCUUUUGACCGUCACGGCCACGGCUUAACAAAGCAUUCUUUGGCAAUAAUAUAAAAAAGUAGACACCCGUGGCAUUUAGAAGGUUAUGUUAAAUACAUAUAUGAGUAUAUAUAAGCAGUAUUACUUAUAAAGAUAAAUUUGAUAUUGUUAGAUUUAAUCGCGUUAUGUACCAUGGACACAUCUAUUGUGACCAUUUCUGCUUGACAUAAAUAUCAAGUUUGUAUAGCACCAUAGGUAUAUAUUUGUUAUGUAAUAGUAUUGUAUACUAAACAACUGUUGCCAAAUUUUCCUUAGAUCGGGCAGUGCCCGCGUUCUACCUCUUCUUUUUGCAUUUACUCUAUCUUUUUUAGCCCAAUCAAUAAUGAAUGUGGUCACGACAAUUCGACCUCACAAGAUAUUUUAAUGUGUUUUAACCUAAUGAUAAAAAAACAAGAGACCUCAAUCAUCUUUGGUUUUUGCCACAGCUCAAGGGAGGCUGUGGUCUGCUUGGCAUCGAUUCUGAAUAACGAAUUCAAAAACGUUUCGGCUGUGUUGUGUUGAGACUAACAUGAAUAAUAAUAGUAACAUAUUUUUCUACCCAACUGUUACAAAGUUUUUGGUAAAUUGGGGACGACAGGUAAUGACUUUAUACUUACGUAAUUUUUUCUCGAAUAAUCGCUCGACACGUCGCGCACUAACUGUAGACGCUGCUUCAGUUGAGGAUCCUCGAAACGGUUCGAAAUAUGUCGACCGAUUUACUGCCUGUCUGUCGAUGUGACUUACACAUUUGGCUCAAAAUUACGUGAGCACUUAACUCAUUUUAAUCUUUUUACGAGUUACACUCCUAGUAUUUAAAUAGUUGCCCGAUGUUUUCUCACUCAGACAAAUAAGUUGACCCUUAAUUAAUUAUAAUUGCCACCGCGUUAAAGUCCCUUUGGCCGUGGACUUGUGUAAGGCGCUUGCCGUCGCCUGUGAUAAUUCAACGAACGUUACUUAUAUUUGUGGAUAUUCCAUGUUUUCCGGGACCUAUCGAUUUUCUUGUUACAAUACGGAGCGGCUUGUCAAAGUUCGAAAAUAUGUCAAAUUGAUCAGUAACGAGCAUCACGAGCAUGAUUGACAAAACGCUCCUCAGUUGAUAUAAAUAUGUAGUUUAUAUUAAAAUGUGUUUACCUGUAAGUAAUUGUGACACCACUCCUUACAUGCUUAGCUUAGUACAUUAUUAAUGUAUCGAUGUCAACAAUUGUUGGUAAACCUUAAAUCAAUAAAAUAAAAUAAAUGUGUUCAUUGCCCCCAAAAGUUUUAUAAGUAUGUAGGUAAGUAUUACGUCGAUAAAUCAAAGAUGAACUCUGAACUAUAUAAUACAAGUGUUAAAUUCCUUCUAGUUUAACAAGUUUAUAAAGACAUUAAAGAUUAUCUAUGCCAUCUUGUAUGUUACGUUAUGUGAAAGUCCUUUGGGGUUAACUGUAAGAGCGGCCGCGGCGUGCGGAAAGGUCGUCAGAUUUAUGUUUGUUUAGCUGAAGAAUUGCGAGGUUGUAUCUCGUCUCCAGUGGUCUGUUAGACCAGCUGUUCAACGUUUAAGCAAUCAAGGGUACAUAUAAACGGCAGUCCUUUCAUUGUAUUUGUUUGUAUUUUAACUUGAUGGUCACUUGAUUCGGGAAAAUCCUCACUUUACGAAAGGAAAAAUAAACGACUAUCAAAAGAAGGCUCAAGCUAAGUUUUAUUUGUGACUACAUAUUUAGAAAGUGGCUGAAUUUCUGUUUAUUUAUACUUACUUUUGACUUUACGUACCUACUUCCAGCCCCGGUAUUGGGAAGUGUUAAAUGCGUGUCGCGCUCUCGUUGUAAUUUUACGCAUUUAUUGUUGUAACCAUUAUAGUAACUGCCUUUUUAUUAUAUCUUAUUCUAAAUACUGUUGUUAGUGUAUCGAAAGAACUAGCGUAUGACGUAGCAUGCUGAAUGUAAUGCUGUUUUCACACACGCGUUUUGUUAAAUCAAUCGUAGGUGUGAACUCAGCAUAUGGUUAGCUUCUUGUAUAUACUGCCUUAUUCGCCUAAGAUCUGUCUUCGCAAUAUUAAAUAAAAUAUAUUAAGUUAUUUUUGA